Xenia sp. Carnegie-2017 is the source of this 504-nucleotide messenger RNA. Its product is annotated as protein ANTAGONIST OF LIKE HETEROCHROMATIN PROTEIN 1-like. The record is from RefSeq and is a predicted model, not a curated record. Bases 1 to 504 code for a protein of 167 amino acids. Lineage: Eukaryota; Metazoa; Cnidaria; Anthozoa; Malacalcyonacea; Xeniidae. The transcript has a single exon.
AUGCGUGAAAGACGUUUCUGGGUGGAUGCAAGCAAAGGCACCGGUUUGUUCUGGGAAAAAACUAUCGAUAUGUGGAAAGAUGAUGGGUUGUGGCUAGAAAAUUUUCGUAUGUCUAAGGGAACAUUCGAUUUCAUUUUCGACAAGAUCAAUGACACUUUAUUGCGAGAACAUACAACUUUCAGAAAGGCUAUCCCUGUGCCAAAAAGAGUAGGAAUUUGUCUUUGGCAUUUGGCUACCAAUGAAGAUUUGCGUUCUUUAGCUUGGCGUUUUGGUAUAGGAAAAGUACAGCCUGUGAAAUCGAUAACGAGGUUUGCCAAGCUAUUGUUGACGUUACUGUGUCUUGUUAUCAAAUGGCCAACGGGCGAUAGACUGCAGAUUAUCGCUGAUGCCUUUCUACCGACAUGGGGCUUCCCUCAAUGCGCUGGAGCCAUUGAUGGCACUCAUAUUCAAAUUGUAGCACCUUCAAAUUCUGCACAAGAUUACUACAAUCGAAAAGGAUUCUAG